GUGGAGUAUUUUAGGCAAAAAAGGAGUGGGAGAAAUACACGCAGAGCUCAACGCUACGGCGAGACCUAGCGUACCGGUCGCCCGUCUCCGGUGGCCUUCCCAUCUCACCUCACCGUUUCAGAGAACUCGCUCGAGUUUUCUUCCUUCCAAACAAAGGUGUCUCUUUCUAUCUCUACACUUAUCUCUCUCUGUUAUCUUUCCUCCUCCCUCUCUUCUCCUGAAGCAAAAUCCUCCAUUGAACCAACAACAAUUCUACUGUAAGCACAGACAAGCCUAUAUAACCAGUGAUGCUGUUGUUGCGCGCUGGCUGUGUAUCCUUUUUCGCCAAAACCCCAAUCCUCUUCGCAUACUCCACUACCCGCUUCCACCCUUCACUUUUCCACCACUGUUACCACUCCCUGAACCCCAUAAAUGCUAGAACUCGCUGUUUCAACAAACGUUUCUCUAUGAACAAACCGACCCACCUGUUAACCACCGCCGCCGCCGCCCUUAUUCGCGAGCCUUCUUCGAGCAAGUCGUCAAAGAAAGCCCGCUACGAUUCCCCCGAGGGCAAGCUUAGGGGGAAGCUGGACACCUGCUCGAAGAACGGGGACCUUGCCGAAGCCCUCCGGCUAUACGAUGACGCUCGGGCCAAUGGUAUUCCUCUGUCCCAACACCAUUACAAUGUAUUGCUGUAUUUAUGCUCUUCUUGUAAUGGAAAUGGCAACGGGAGUGAGAAAUUGGAUAAGGAUUUGGUGAAGUUGGGUUUAGAGAGGGGUUUUGAGAUAUUUAAGCAAAUGGGUAUUCACAGGGUUGCUCCGAACGAGGCUACGUUCACAAGUUUGGCGAGGCUGGCAUUGGCCAAGGAGGACCCAGAAAUGGCCUUUGAUUUGGUGAAGAAGAUGAAGGGUUGUGGUGUGAUGCCGAAAUUGAGGUCAUACGGGCCCGCGUUGUUUGGGUUUUGUAGCAAGGGGAUGGCUGAUAAGGCUUAUGAGGUUGAUGCCCAUAUGAGGGAAUGCGGGGUUUUGGCCGAAGAGUCUGAGCUUGUGGCUCUUUUGAAUGUCAGUGUUGAAGCUAAGAGGGAUGAUAGGGUUUAUGAAAUGAUGCAUCGUUUGCGGGCAGCAGUGAGGCAGGUUGCAGAAGAGACUGCUGGGGUAGUGGAGGAUUGGUUCAUGUCAGAAAGGGCUGUCAAGGUUGGGGGGGUGAGUUGGGAUGUGGAGAAGGUGAGAGAAGGGGUUGUGAAGGGAGGAGGGGGGUGGCAUGGGCAGGGGUGGUUGGGGAGUGGGAAUUGGAGAGUUGCAAGGACACACAUGGAUGAGAAGGGGGUUUGCCAAUCUUGUGGAGAGAAGCUUAUUUGCAUUGAUAUUGAUCCUAAAGAGGCUGAAAACUUUGCUACUUCAUUGACCAGUCUGGCUUGCCAAAGAGAGGUCAAGAGUGAUUUCCUGCAGUUUCAGGAGUGGCUUCAGCAGCAUGGUCCAUUCGAUGCAGUUGUAGAUGGUGCAAAUGUGGGGCUUGUCAGUCAACGCGAUUUCAACUUUUUCCAGCUUAAUUCUGUUGUACGGCAGUUGCAGCGAAUGAGCCCGUCAAAGAGACUACCUCUUGUAGUGCUGCAUAAAAGCCGUGUUACUGGUGGUCCAGCCCAGUAUGAUAAGAAUAAGAAGCUGCUAGAGAGCUGGAAUAAGUCUGGCGCGCUCUAUGCUACUCCUCGAGGUUCAAAUGAUGAUUGGUACUGGUUAUUUGCGGCUGUUAGUUGUAACUGUUUGCUGGUGACAAAUGAUGAGAUGAGGGAUCACUUGUUUCAACUCCUGGGGACUAAUUUCUUCCCGAGAUGGAAAGAGAAACAUCAGGUUCGAUUGGCAACUUCAAACGGUCGGCCUGAACUCCGCAUGCCUCCACCUUAUUCAAUUGUCAUUCAGGAAUCGGAGCAGGGCAGUUGGCAUGUACCGACUGUUAUAGGCGAUGAUCUUGAGACCCCAAGGCAGUGGAUCUGUGCCACACGGGCAAGGGACGCAUCAUCACGCUGUCUUUAAGUUGCACAAACUUUUUUUAUCCUCUUCCAGUAUUCAUGAAGGGGGAGGGACCUAUAUUUUAGUUAUUUUAACUUUUCUGUUUUCUAAUUCAUAUUCAGUAAGUUAUAUGAAAUAUAAGAUGAAUUGGGCUUC
This is a messenger RNA of Rhododendron vialii, 2141 nucleotides long. RefSeq names its product proteinaceous RNase P 1, chloroplastic/mitochondrial-like. Gene Ontology annotation, biological process: tRNA 5'-leader removal. Gene Ontology annotation, molecular function: ribonuclease P activity; protein binding. Lineage: Eukaryota; Viridiplantae; Streptophyta; Magnoliopsida; Ericales; Ericaceae. The record is from RefSeq and is a predicted model, not a curated record. The coding region runs from base 288 to 2009 and encodes 573 amino acids. The transcript has 6 exons.